AUGACAAGUAGUGACCCAGUCCGGCUGGGGGUUUGGUUCGCCUUGAGUAGUACAGCUUCCUCCGUUGUCUUCCGCAAACUCGACACCGAUGAUUUCCGCUACCCUCUCGUUAAGCAGAGGCGCUCGUUUCGCUUGAAUUUGAUUGCUCACACUACGUUUACUGUAACAGUGGCUAUUUGCAGUCAUCAGGACCUUCGGAAUCAUCAAGCUGAUCAAGAUAAACCAUUACCUCCAAUAUACAAGGUAGUAAAGACUGUUUAUGCUUCUCCCUAUGCUUCUCCCAGCCAUGUCAACUUUCAUUUGGACUCGCAAAAGAUAACAAUUGGUUUUAUGAUAGCUGUGUGGCUGACAUGGAGGGCAGCUGAGGUAGAAAGACGAUCUACCCAACUUGUAGAGGAGUUAGAGGCAAUGAAGGCUAGUGCAGCUCAACAAAAUGAAGAAUUAGAGGCAGUGAAGGCUAGUGCAGCUCAACAAAGUGAAGAGUUAGAGGCAGUUAAAGCAAACCAAAACGAGACAGAUGCACUUUAAAAAAAUUGCUGGAACAAUUUUCCUCUAGGAAAUAAAGAUUUGUGAAGAGUGGUCCAAGGUUUGAGUUUUAAGCAAUAUACCUUUCGACUUGGUAUUAGCUUUUGGAAAGACUUAAGAAGUACAUACAUCUCUUGACUUAGUUAGCUUUUGGAAAUACAUCAUUAUCCAAGUUUCUUUGGGUAGUUCUUCUGAUGUUGAUACUUAUAUAUAUAACUGACUUUGGAUUUAAAGUUCAAUAGUUUAUGAGGGGGAUGAGAUACAUAUUUUAUUGGAGAUUAUUGCUAAUGUUAUUUAGUAUUAUUAUA
Molecule: messenger RNA, 833 nt
Organism: Rosa chinensis
Lineage: Eukaryota; Viridiplantae; Streptophyta; Magnoliopsida; Rosales; Rosaceae
Exons: 7
Coding region: 1-528 (175 amino acids)
Source: RefSeq, a predicted model, not a curated record